This is a messenger RNA of Neoarius graeffei (lesser salmon catfish), 1737 nucleotides long. RefSeq names its product G-protein coupled receptor 182-like. NCBI's taxonomy places the organism in Eukaryota, Metazoa, Chordata, Actinopteri, Siluriformes, Ariidae. Gene Ontology annotation, cellular component: membrane. The record is from RefSeq and is a predicted model, not a curated record. The transcript is spliced from 2 exons. Gene Ontology annotation, molecular function: G protein-coupled receptor activity. The coding region runs from base 135 to 1187 and encodes 350 amino acids. Gene Ontology annotation, biological process: G protein-coupled receptor signaling pathway.
AAUGCCCCAAAGCAGCUAGGGAAAAGACUAAAGUGGCACUAUUGUUCUGCCAGAUCAGCUUUCAUCUCUCCAGGACACUGCACCAUCAGAGGGGUCUUACCCUCACAAGAGCUCCACACUCUACAGCCAAGAAAAUGACAUUUGAUCACAAUACGUCAAACCACAAUGACACACUGUGGUUCUAUGAAUGUUCCCUUGACCUGAACCGGCAAUCUCGGCGCAUUGCACUGUUCCUGCUCUACCUGUUCUUGUUCAUGGUUGGAUUGAUCGAGAAUUGUGUGGUGGUUUGGGUAAACUGGCGCCGGCGACAUUCAGCCAGCGGUGUGCUCUUCUGUAUUAUCAACGUCAGUCUGUCCGACCUGAUGGUGAUCAUCACUAUGCCAUUCUUCAUGCUAGAGAACGCCAUGGGGGAGGUUUGGGUUUGGGGCCGAUUUCUGUGCAAGGUCACGCACUUCAUCUAUGUCAUCAACUUCUACAGCAGCUCCUUCUUCCUGGCCUUCAUGACUCUGGAGCGGUACCUGACCUUAACACGACCAAACACACCCACCUGCUUUCCACUGCAGCCCAGACACCGGAGAUGGCUGCUGUGUGGUGGAGUGUGGGUUCUGUCUGUGCUGCUGGCACUGCUCGAAAAUGUCCACGUGGACCUGAUGGAGUGGGAUGAACCUGGCUGCUACAUGGUGCCUGAGAUGCACUACACAGAAUGGUUUGUCACUGUUGCCUUCUUCUGCCUUAUCUUCCAGUUUUUGGGGCCUGUGUCAGUUAUCAUUACGUGUAACGUCCUGAUUGCACGGAUUGUGCGUGCUUCUCCAGAUGUGCAGAAUCAUAGGGACCUUUGGCUGUUGCGCAUGUACUCACUCGUCUUUGUGGCUUGCUGGCUACCCUACCAUGUUCUAAUAUUCCUGAUAAUGGUAGAUGACCUGAAUCCACAUAUUAUGUCCUGCAACACUGUAGAUGUACUGUACUUCUCUUUCAACAUUGCAGAGUGCAUCUCGCUCUUUCAUUGCAUUGCCAACCCCAUUCUUUAUAACUUCCUCAGCAAGAGCUUUCGUGCCAACCUCAUCAAUGAUAUUCUUUCCCAUAUCUCCUCUGCAUCUGCCAACACAGCUGAUGGCGCAGGGACAGUAUCACGAAAAGGGAGAAAGCUCAGCAAUGCCAGCACCAGUCACUCAGAGAUAGGAUCCUGAGGAAGUCUCCAAUACAUCACAAUGAGGUCUCCUGCAAGACAUGAGGAAGCAGUAUAUAAUUAUGCUGCUAUGAAGAAAACAUUUUCCAAAUGCUAUCAAAAUAAGUGGUUUACAAAUGUCCAUGUCUCUGUGUCCUAGGGUUAACAUCUCCAUGUAGCUAAAGAGACCAUUUCAGAACAAUUAUUCAGAUUUUUUUUCUAAAUCAUAAACGAAGGGCUUGGCGAUCAUGCUCCCUUCUAAAACCUUCUCAGUGCAAGAACCAGUAGCCAUUAAGAAAGAACAUUUUCAGACACUAAAUGGUUUGCUUUUAUUGCUUGUGAACAGUGAAGAUGGAAGGCUCAAUGGAGUCAAAAGUGAGUGUAAAGAACCAGCUUUAGAAAUUCCUGUCAGUGGAUUUAAAAGAGGAAGGAAGCAAACUCCCUACAUUACACUCCCACAUGAAGCUGCUGAGAAACAUGCCACAGAUAAAAGGAAGUGUAGCCGUCAAAGAUUUGCAGAGGAUGAUAUCUGUAUGCUGGACAAAAUAAACAACUUGGCUUCACUACUAGAA